This is a messenger RNA of Parathielavia appendiculata, 1542 nucleotides long. Its product is annotated as glutathione synthase. NCBI's taxonomy places the organism in Eukaryota, Fungi, Ascomycota, Sordariomycetes, Sordariales, Chaetomiaceae. The coding region runs from base 1 to 1542 and encodes 513 amino acids. The record is from RefSeq and is a predicted model, not a curated record. Gene Ontology annotation, biological process: glutathione biosynthetic process. Gene Ontology annotation, cellular component: cytosol. Gene Ontology annotation, molecular function: glutathione synthase activity; ATP binding; glutathione binding. The transcript is spliced from 4 exons.
AUGCCAUCUUCGACAGGGCCAUCCUACCCCCCAACUCUUAAUGAUGUUCUCGAAAGAAACAGGUUGGUACAGACCAUCAAGGACUGGACCAUCGCCAAUGGCCUUGCCGUGCGACCGCCGCCAACAGUUGCAGGGGACGACACCGAGGGCAUUCUGGCCAUGAGUGCUCCCGUCACUCUCUUCCCAAGUCCGUUCCCCAAGACUUGCUUUGAAGAGGCCCAGGACAUCCAGGCGCAGUACAAUGAGCUGUACGCCCGCAUCAGCCAGGACGAGGAGUUUCUCAGCAGCCUUGUGCAAGAGGUCGCUGGCGGUGACGACUUCAUCGCAAACCUGUGGAAUGUCCAUCUUAGGGUGAAGGAAGAGGGCUAUGUUCAGAGUCUCGCCCUCGGCCUCUUCCGGUCCGACUACAUGGUUCACCAGGACGGUGACAACCUUCAAAUCAAGCAAGUCGAGUUCAACACCAUCGCGUCUUCUUUUGGCGGACUUUCGGCGCAGACUACGCUGCUUCACAAAUAUCUAUCCAAAACCGAAUAUCCGCUCCUGAAGAGCGGUAUUCCUAGAUCGACCCUCGACCUUCCCGCCAACCACAGCGCAGAGGGCCUCGCCGCCGGUCUGGGAGCCGCUUUUCACGCCUACGGCAAAUCCGCGCUCGGUCACCCAACCUGCAUUGUUUUCCUGGUUCAAGACGGCGAACGCAACGUCUUUGACCAGCGCCACCUCGAAUACGCCCUGCAGUCCUCCGACUCGGAGCCCAUCCCCGUCUUCCGCCUGCCCUUCUCCCAGAUCCUCACGCACACCACCCUCGCGCCGUCCUCCCGAGGCCGCCAACUCCUCUAUCACCUACCCCACAACCCAUCCCUCACCUUUGAAGUCGCCGUCGCCUACCUGCGCGCGGGCUACGGACCAAGCGACUACCCCGAUCCCUCAGCCUGGGAAGCGCGCUACCAGCUCGAGCGCUCGGCCGCCAUCACUUGCCCGUCCGUCCUCACGCAGCUCGCAGGCAUGAAGAAAGUGCAACAGGUCCUCGCCACGCCCGAGUCCGUCUCGUCCAUUCCGUCCGCACUCCGGCGCUUCGUCCCCGACGAGCCAGCGUAUUCCGCUCUCUGGAAGACCUUCACCAAUAUCUACCCGCUCGACACGACUCCCGCGGGGCUCGAGGCGCGACGGCUGGCCACGGAUUCCGAGGAGUGCAAGAAGUACGUCAUGAAGCCGCAGCGCGAAGGCGGCGGGAACAAUUUUUACCGGACAGCCAUCCCGCAGCGCUUGAGGGAGAUUCCCGAGGAGCAUUGGGGGUCGUACAUCCUGAUGGAGCUCAUUACGCCGCCGCCCCUGGUGAAUACCAUCCUGAGGAACGGGAGGUUGGAGCACGGCGGGGUGAUUUGUGAGUUGGGUAUCUAUGGGACGUGUCUGUGGGAUCAAGCGACAGGGGAGGUGCUACGGAAUGAGGGGGCCGGGUAUUUGUUGAGGACGAAGGGGGAUAAGAGUGAAGAAGGGGGGGUGGCGGCGGGGUAUGGGUGCAUGGAUUCUUGCAGGCUGGUUUGA